This is a messenger RNA of Micropterus salmoides (largemouth bass), 904 nucleotides long. RefSeq names its product sperm acrosome membrane-associated protein 4-like. The record is from RefSeq and is a predicted model, not a curated record. NCBI's taxonomy places the organism in Eukaryota, Metazoa, Chordata, Actinopteri, Centrarchiformes, Centrarchidae. The coding region runs from base 85 to 480 and encodes 131 amino acids. The transcript has 3 exons.
UUCAACAAACACAGCAUCCGAUCACCUAGGUAGAAGGUUUUUUUGUCUUUGAGCCGACGCCAAGAACCAAACACACACACAAAGAUGGCAAAGAUCCUAUUUGGAGUUAUUGCAGUUGUUGCAUCUUUAAUGCUGGCGGAGUCCCUAACCUGCAACCAAUGCAACUAUGGUCUGUUGGGCUUCUGCUUAAGCACUUCUACAGUGACCUGCAGCAACACCAGCGUCUGCUUUACUGGGAAAGCAACUUUCACAGGAUUGACCUCUGUGGGCUUCAACACCCAGGGCUGCCUUCAAUCCACCAGCUGCAACGUGACCAACAACGGCAGCCUGCUGGGUGUCUCCUACACGACCCAAACCACCUGCUGCUCAACAGACAAGUGCAACCCAGUUACAAUCAGCGGAGCUCCAUCCACCAAGAUGACCCUGACCGCUGCCAUUGGUGUAGCCGUCCUGGCCUCCAUGUGGGGAAGCAUACUGUAAUCUGCUAAUGCUAAAUCAUCAUAAGCAGCUCGCUGCUUCCAGCUGCUCCUGAAACCCAUUCAUAUGAUUCAUUAUACCAAUCAGGGCUUUACAAGACCAAAAGAACCAUCAAAAAUAAACAAUUUGACCUUAUGAGUUUAUAAGUAUGACUAUUCAUGCUCACAUUCUGUGAAACUAUUUGUCACACUAGACUAAGGUCAUGUCAGGGUUAAUUUCUAGAAUGGCAAGUUAUAUAAAAGCCAAAACUAAGGUGUCCACAACAUGGUAGUUGAGCAAUGGGAUGUUUCAGGAAAACAUUGAGUUUGUAAAUCUACCUUGUUUAGCUUUGUUUUUUUUAAAAUCAUAUUGUAUUUAUCCUUUUAACUACUUUCUGUCUUACUAGACAAACAUUGAUGUGAAAAUAAAGACAAACAUUGAAAAAUGU